Messenger RNA from Oryctolagus cuniculus (rabbit), 2304 nucleotides. The record is from RefSeq and is a predicted model, not a curated record. Lineage: Eukaryota; Metazoa; Chordata; Mammalia; Lagomorpha; Leporidae.
AUGGGGGCGGUGGCGGGUGACAUCUCAAUUCUCUAUGGCCCUGAGGAGUCUGGAAUGUUCUCCCAGGGGAGUCCCUGUACCCCCCGCCUGAACUUGCAGGUCUGCCAAGGCGACCGGAUCUUCUCAGCCUGCAGGUCACUUCCAGACACAAUGGAUGCUCAUGGCCUGCCCUGUGCCAGCUGGCUGUGCCCCUUGCUGCUGGCACCGGCCAGGUCCACCCUGCUGGCCUGCCCCCAGGGCCUGGACCUGUAUGUGUGUACCCUGCAGUUGGCUUCCUGGGACACAUCUCUGCAGGGGCUCAGAGAGGACACGUUGAGCACAAAGCACCAGCCAUGGAGGCUCCAUGCCAGCUCCCCUGAUGAUGAGAAACUCACAGCCAAGCACCCACCAAGCAGCCACCAGAUGGGAAGCCGUCCGGGAAAAGCUGGCCUGGGGGCCCCCUGCCCAUCCCUCCCUCCUCGCUACAGCUCGUCUCCAGCCCCCCGGCAGGAGAGAAAGAGCUCUAGCCCCACUCCUGCCCCCAUGUCCAAGGAGCUCCCAUUCCGCCUCCAUCCCUUCUACCCUGGGCACCCACUGCUCCUGCCUCCACCUUGCCUGCUCCCCUGUAGGGCCCAGCCUUCCACCCAGUGCCCCUACCUCUUCUUGUGGCCUCAAGUCACCUCCUGCAUCCCCACAGUAGUGCCCAGCUCGCUCGUGACGGCCGAAGAGCCCGGAUGCCACAACGCCCAGGGGAGAGCCCUGUCUUCUUGCCCAGGGACUUUUCAAGCCUCUGGCCAUGCUUUACCCUCCCAGUCCCUAAAUCCAGGCCCCACAUCAUCCACCCCGACCUGCUGCCCAGGGCUGGAGCAUGCUGGCAUGGCGGCGCCAGCUACCCAGGCCUCACUGGGCUCCCGGGCAGGCGCCGCAGCCCUGCCUUACCCGCUGAAGAAAGAGAAUGGCAAGAUCCUGUAUGAGUGCAACGUGUGCAGCAAGAGCUUUGGGCAGCUCUCCAACCUCAAGGUUCAUCUGCGAGUGCACAGCGGGGAGCGUCCGUUCCGGUGCACCCUGUGCCAGAAGAGCUUCACCCAGCUUGCUCACCUGCAGAAACACCACCUGGUGCACACUGGGGAGCGGCCGCACCAGUGUCCGGUGUGCCCCAAGCGCUUCAGCAGCUCCAGCAACCUCAAGACGCACCUGCGCCUGCACUCGGGGGCCCAGCCCUCCCAGCGCCUGUGUCGCUGCAGCUGGCACGUCUGCCUGCAGCUGCGCCAUCCGCUGCAGGCCCCGCGGCCCCGUGACCCCGCACACCCCCAGCUGCCCCCGGCCUCCGUCACCGGCCUUGCCCAAUGGCGCCAUGGGUCUCCAGGUCUUGUGGCAGCGCCGUCAGAGAAGCAGAUGGGCUGGGACGUGGACAAGGUGUCCUCGGUGUCCUCGGCGUCUCUAAGGAAGCAAACAUAGUCGGCCUGAGCGGUGGUGCCAGGGCAGCCCUGGGAGGGGGCAGGGCAGAGCAAUUAGAGGAUUUUCUCCAUGACCAAAUGGACUGCUUGAGCUUCAACAAGGGGGUGUGGGGGACCGCUGUGCGUCUUCCUGACUUCAUACCCGCCUGGGGACAGGUCAGGGGGCGCAGCUGGGAAGAGCUUGGCUGGGCUGCCCCCGGGGGUGAGGUGGGGGCCUGCAGCCAUCUCCCUCAGGCAGGGUUUGGAUUCUGCUCCCUGCCUGUGACCUACCUGGGACCGGGCCCUCUGUCUCGGCUCACUGACCAGCAAUCCAGCUCCCCCAGGAUGCUGCAAGGGACAGCGCCUGCACGACGCACGCUUUUCUAACACCUGUCCUGAUGUUGCUCUGCUGUUCGGUGCCACUUUCUGGUCUCACAGUUCCUAGGCGGCCAGCAUGGCCCUCCAGCUGGCAGCCCCUGCCAUGGUCAGGUGGGGGUGCCAAGGAAGGAGACACGAGAUACCAGUGUCCACUCACGACCGGAAGCAUGAUGUCCCCCGGGUGUCAAGAGCAGUCAGCACGGAGGGUGCAGAGGCCGGGGCAGGGCUUGGCAGGGAGCCUGGGGAGCCGGGCCCUUCCCACUGCCUUUCUCCCUGAAGUCCCAGGGGGGCCCCUCCAGUGCUAGCUGUUUCCCACCGUGACGUGUAAGUCAGACAGGCAGCGUGGCGGGGAGGCAGGAGGCCCAUGCUAUAACCACAAUAAACGACCGCUAUUAUUCCACAAGGCUGUUUUCAGACAGAGCGCGGGGGUCUCUGGCUGACUUCCGGCAGGUGGCGCCGUUCGCGUCCGGGGACUGAGUGGCUCCCGCCCCCGGCGCUGAGCCAGAGUCCG